Messenger RNA from Hylaeus anthracinus, 988 nucleotides. It is a transcript of the gene RpL8, whose product is annotated as 60S ribosomal protein L8. The transcript has 5 exons. The record is from RefSeq and is a predicted model, not a curated record. Gene Ontology annotation, biological process: cytoplasmic translation. NCBI's taxonomy places the organism in Eukaryota, Metazoa, Arthropoda, Insecta, Hymenoptera, Colletidae. The coding region runs from base 160 to 933 and encodes 257 amino acids. Gene Ontology annotation, molecular function: RNA binding; structural constituent of ribosome. Gene Ontology annotation, cellular component: ribosome; cytosolic large ribosomal subunit.
CAAAAAACAUAUGACAAGAAAAAAUAAAAAUGAUAAAUAGUGGAUUGUUUCAUUCAAAUAUUUUGGCGGGAAGCAGUGUAGCCAAUUAGUUACGUACGACAGACCAACUUCCGGCAACUUCUGCCUCUGUUUGAUGUCGGGUUCACUUGGUAUUAAACCAUGGGUCGUGUAAUUCGUGCUCAGCGUAAAGGAGCUGGGUCUGUCUUCAGAUCUCACACAAAAAGGAGAAAGGGAGCACCAAAACUUCGUUCUCUUGAUUUCUCUGAGAGGCAUGGAUACAUCAAGGGUGUUGUUAAGGAUAUUAUUCACGACCCUGGUCGUGGAGCACCCUUAGCAAUGGUACAUUUCCGUGACCCGUACAAAUUUAAAACACGCAAAGAAUUAUUUAUUGCCCCCGAAGGAAUGUACACUGGACAGUUUCUUUACUGUGGAAAAAAAGCGAAUCUUCAAAUUGGAAAUGUGAUGCCUGUUGGUCAAAUGCCUGAAGGUACCAUUGUUUGUAAUUUGGAAGAAAAAACUGGCGACAGAGGUCGAUUGGCCAGAGCAUCAGGAAAUUAUGCCACAGUUAUAGCUCACAAUCCUGAUACAAAGAAAACUAGAGUUAAAUUACCAUCUGGUGCCAAAAAAGUUAUUCCAUCGAACAACAGGGCAAUGGUAGGAAUUGUUGCUGGUGGUGGACGUAUCGACAAGCCGAUUCUUAAAGCUGGUCGUGCUUAUCACAAGUACAAGGCAAAGAGGAAUUGCUGGCCUAAGGUUCGUGGUGUUGCUAUGAAUCCUGUUGAACAUCCUCAUGGUGGUGGUAACCAUCAACACAUUGGUAAAGCAUCGACAGUUAAACGUGGAACCAGCGCUGGUCGUAAGAUUGGUCUUAUUGCUGCGCGUCGUACAGGAAGAAUCAGAGGAGGAAAAACCGACACCAAGAAGGACGAUUAGAUUAAAUGCUGAUUAAAUUUUGGAACUUACGCAAUAAAAACACUAAAAAAAUGAC